This is a messenger RNA of Labeo rohita (rohu), 4740 nucleotides long. It is a transcript of the gene stbd1, whose product is annotated as starch binding domain 1. Gene Ontology annotation, cellular component: membrane. Gene Ontology annotation, molecular function: glycogen binding; starch binding. NCBI's taxonomy places the organism in Eukaryota, Metazoa, Chordata, Actinopteri, Cypriniformes, Cyprinidae. The transcript is spliced from 2 exons. The record is from RefSeq and is a predicted model, not a curated record. The coding region runs from base 135 to 1763 and encodes 542 amino acids.
CACCUGAUUGCGGGGCUUCUUUUCAUCUUCUGCCGCAUCAACGGUCAUUUCGCCCGCGGCGCUGAGAAUGAAGUGAUCACCCGCACCGCGUCACCUGCGCCGUUACAUCUACAUUGAGGCUUUUCACCCACAGCAUGACCAUGAAGAAGAGCAAACCGAUUGCUCUGGACCGGCGCGAUAUUCAUUCCCUUCUGGAUGUGAUCGGUGGCUUCGGUGCCGUAGUCGCCGUGGGGAUCAUUGCCAUGCUGUCGGUGUGCGCCGCGUUCUUCAUUUACCGCUCUUUUAGAGGUCAGCGCGGGAAGGGUGACGAGAAUAACGGCAACGAAACGACGGUAGUGACGGAAGAAGGGAGCACGGCUCGGAGGAGGAAAAAAGAGAGGGAUGAUGAUCGACCUAACGAGUCAACAGGAGAUGAAAAGCAGGAGAAGUGCAGUGAAUCCACUAACCUCUCAUCCACCGACAGCAUGCUCCUUCCUACUGAGGUGCCAGAGAAAGACCUGAAUGAAAGCACUCUUAAGGACUUGGAGGAGAUUACAGAUGAGCUUCUAACAGACUUGGAACCUGAAAUGGGAGAUAAAACAGAUUCUGAUUUGGAUCAGUGCGUGGAAAUGGAUCCUGAUGAAAACACAGAAUGUGAGGAACAUAUUCAGCAAGAUGACGAUGAUGGUGAAUGUGAGGUUUUGGAUGAUGUGAGUGUAGGUUUGACCCAGUUGGGGAAUUCUGUUAAUAAGGAAACUGAGGAAUAUCUUGACAAAUCUGUAAGUUUAGAAGCAGACGAACCGUCUGAAACUGAAAGCGCUCGGGAGAUCAUUUAUCAGAGACAUCAAGAUCACAUCACAACUCAAAGCAAUUCUUCAUUAGACCAAGCCCCAUCCAAUCCUAGUAAGAUCCAAUUAGAGGAACACAUCAAGACGUCAACAGUGGAAGACGUGGAGAACACGAGCAAGAAGUUUGAAGACCAUCAUGAUUGGCGUUUUCCACGAACAAAUAACUUUGAUUGCUGUUGCUGUGAUAAAAAGACGGAUUCGAUGGAGAAAAUGAAGGGCCAGCCAUGGUUUCAAAGUGGAAGCUACACCACAGACGCCGUAAACCUGAGCCCGGCCGUGGAAACGAUGGUCAACCACAGCGGCAGGUUUGACUUCCAGAAUUACUUGGGUUUCCAAAUUGAUAAUACAUUCAUGGGUGGGUCUUCACCACAGGUGAGCCUUUCACAAGAAAAAAAGAAAACCGAUGAAGAGGAUGCGGAGAAAAAACUUGAAAAGAAUGAGAUCAGCAUCAUGGAUGCCAUUAUGGACAAUAACGAGUGGCUAAAUGUAGGUGCACCAGAGUUCAAAGAUCUUCCUUGGCUUACACCAACUGCAACUGAAGAAAAACAAACACAACAGGGGCAAGCCAAGACUGGUUUAGCCAACGAUGAAGAAGAACCGGCGAAUAAAAGAGUAGCGACCGUUCCGCCUUUAUCGCAAACGGUUAACGUGACCUUCAGGAUUCAUUACAUCACAUACUCUUCUAGCCAGCUGGUGGCUGUUACCGGGAGCCUGCAGGAACUGGGGAACUGGGAGAGAUUUGUUCCACUACAGAAAGCCAAGGACGGCUUCUGGGCCAACACUGUAAGCCUCCCUGUGGAGAGCCAGGUGGAGUGGAAGUUCAUCCUGGUGGAAGACGGAAGGAUCUCUCGCUGGGAGGAGUGUGGAAACCGCUUUCUCUUUUUAACAAGCCAAGAUGAAGACGUCUAUCUUGAUAAGUGCUGGGGAUGUUGUUGAACUCAACGGUGACUAUCUUCUAGGGCUGCACGAUUAAUCUAUAUACAGUUUAAAUAAAUAUAAAUAUCCACCUUAUUCUUAAACAAGACUUCCGGGUCAUUAGCUGCUAUAGAAAAAAUAAUGUGAAGAAUAACAAUGUGCAGUAAACAGUAAAACUGUUUACGCUACAAACCAGUGUGUUCAUAAAUAAAAUAAUACAUUAAAAUAAUAUGAUAUGACACCAGUUUGCAAUAUCAAGCCAAUAUCAGUUAUCCAGAGCGUCUCAAAGCGGCUCAGUUCACAGUAAAUUCCGCUUUACACAAACUCUGCAUCUUCUCCGCAAUUUGGAAACACAACAUGCGCCAUCCAUCUUCCCAUUUUGUAAUGAGAAGCGCUCAUUAACAAACAAGAAGCGUUCCUGCGGUUUGCAGUCAAAAUAAAAGUUCGUUUGAAAAUAAAUAAAGACAGCCAUAAAGUUUAGUGUUGUAAUUUUACAGUUGUAAUGUAAAAUGAAUUAAUUAUUAUUAUAUUAUUUUUCUUAAAUAUUCCAUUUUUUUUUAUUUGACAAUGAAAUAUUGCAGUAGUAAUAUUUAUAUUGUGUUUUUAGUACAUUUUAGAUUUUUAUUUAAUAGCAACUACAAUUACGAAUAAUUUUAUCAUUAUUACUUUAUAGCUAUAGUGAUAUAUACAUUACCAGUCAAAAGUUUUUAAAAGAUUUUUAGUAUUGUUAAUAAAUAAGUCUCUUCUCCUCACCAAGCCUGCAUUUAUUUGAUCAAAAGUACAGCCAAAAAAAAAAAAAAAAGCUUUUUGCAUCAUUACUCCAGUCAAAUGAUCCUUCAGAAAUAAUUAUAAUAUUCUGAUACGCUGCUCAAAAAACAUUUAUUAUUAUUAUGUUUUUAAAAAAAAAAAAGCUAAGUAGAUUUUUUUUAGGUUUCUUUGAUGAAUAGAAAGUUCAGAAGAACAGCGUUUAUCUGAAAUAGAAAUCUUUUGUAACAUUAUAAAUGUCUUUAAUUUAAAGCAUCCUUGCUAAAUAAAAGUAUUAAUUUCUAUAUAUAUAUAUAUAUUUUUUUUUUUUUUAAAUGUAAAAAAAUACUGACUUUAAGCUUUUGAAUGGUAUAGUGCAUAAUGUUACAAAAGUUUUUUAUUUCAGAUAAAUGCUGAUCUUUGGAUCUUUCUAUUUAUCAAAGAAACCUGAAAAAUGUACUCAGCUGUAUUAAAUAUUGAUAAUAAUAAUAAUAAAUGUUUCUUAAACAGCAAAUCAGCAUAUUAGAGUGAUUUCUGAAGAAUCGUGUGAAACUGAAGACUGGAGUAAUGAUGCUGAAAACUUUGCUUUGAUCACAAGAAUAAAAUUACAUUUUAAAAUAUAUUCAAAUAGAAAGCAGUUAUUUUUAAAUAGUACAAAUAUUUCACAAUAUUAUUUUGCUGUAUUUUGGAUCAAACAAAUGCAGGCUUGGUGAGCAGAAGGGACUUCUUUAAAAAGCAUUAAAAAAUCUUACUGUUCAAAAACUUUUGACUGCUAGUGUAUAAUCAAUAUAUUGCAGCACUAACAAGCACAUCAAACCUCAAUUUUUAAUCACAUUUUAAGCUUGUGCAAAUUCCCCAAAUCGUGCAGCCCUACUAUCUUCUUCCAACUCUUUACAGCAAUAAUAAUCCAUAGUGCAUUAUUGAAAUCCAAUGUGUAUGAUUAUAUUCUAAUAUUAUUAAUUAUUACCGAAUUAUUCCAUUAAAGCAUGAGGCUGUGGAACUGUUACUAUAGCAAUAAGAUUAUAAUAUUACAAAUAUGCACUUUUUUACGGCAAUAAAUGUGUUGAUUAUAUCCAGUUAAAAAUGUCUGCCCUUAAAACUAUAAUCCUGUAACAGCGAUGUACCAAAAUUGAAAAAAUCAAAGUCUUGUCUUUUAUGUAUAAGGGAAAAUCCUAAUGCUUCCAGAGGUUGAAUACAUCUCUUUUAAAGCAUAUCGCAAAAUGUUUUGUGUGUGAACUAUUAUUUUAAUCUAAAAUGUUGCAAGAAUCACACUGAUCGUUUCAUGAUUUAGAAACAUACUCUAUGCAAGUGCACAAAUGCAGACAUGAAUGCAAAUAUUCAAUCCCGCUGUACAUGCACGCAUGAUUGCAUUAGAAACCUCAGCUCUCAGGGGAAGUCAGUUUCCUUAAAAUGUGAUUUUAAUUGAAUUAUUUAUUAUUCAGGCUGCUAGCUAUGCACAUGUUGAUCUAAAACAGAAAACUGACUGGAGAAGUCAAUUUAUGCUAACGCAUUAUAGCGCCCCUUGUGGUGAAACUGCAAAUACAACACCUAGUUAAACUGCUUUUAAAAUGACUGGCACAUUUCAGAACACAUCAUACUUUGAAUUGCUAGAAACUUUAGCGUUCACGUACUUGCAUAGAGUAUCUUUCAAGCCUGUGAUAUGAUUUUCCAAUAAUGAAUGCUGUGUGAACUGCUUGAGCAAUGCAAAACCACCAGCCAAAAACUAAAUUUUCUACGUAGCAGUUUGGCAUCCAGCUCUUACUCUAAUCUGUUAAAAGCUGACAUAAAAUCAGCUUAAACGUCCCAAAUCCCAGCUUGGCCUGUCUGCAUACAGCCUUUCCUUAGUUUAAAAGCUGCUGUUGCUUUAAGUCUAUUACAUCAUUUAACAUCAGUGACAAUGACAUGAGCAUUUCUGCCGACGACAUCACUGUAGCUUUGUUUGCCAUCACUGUCAACUGCAUGUGGCAGACUCUAAUUAAGUAUUUACAGUUUAGAUAGCAAUGAAUUAUACAAAAAAUGUGAAUACAUUUUUUAUUGUUUCACAACGAUUGCCUUAAAAUGAAUAACCUUUGCUGCUUACACUUUUAAACUAAACAAGUGUAUUUGUCUUAUGGCUUCAUUUGUUUUUGUUUUUAUGUGAAAUUCAGGUGUAAUACUGUUUCUGACCUUUAAACGUAUGUUUAUCUGUCAAUCAGUAAAUGUCACUCAGCAAAUUACUUAAUUCAAUAAAAAUAAAUUAUUAUAUUGAUAAUGA